This is a messenger RNA of Condylura cristata (star-nosed mole), 639 nucleotides long. It is a transcript of the gene ARMH2, whose product is annotated as chromosome unknown open reading frame, human C6orf229. The coding region runs from base 1 to 639 and encodes 212 amino acids. Lineage: Eukaryota; Metazoa; Chordata; Mammalia; Eulipotyphla; Talpidae. The record is from RefSeq and is a predicted model, not a curated record. The transcript is spliced from 3 exons.
AUGCGGCUGUAUCGGAAUCUCCAGAAAUUCUGGAAUGUCAACAUUAAGGGCCUUUGCUUUGAGGAGAAGGAAGAGAUUCCUAUCCCCCCAGUUGAGUGUAUUUUUCACAAAGAAAAAAUUGUGAUGCUUGGUCAUGUGGUGAAGGAUAACAAUCUACCCAUUGAGAAGAGAGCCCAAGCUGCCUAUAAAAUCGGACUAUUGGCUUUCACAGGAGGGCCGACUGCUGGGAAAUUUGCUUUCGAGUACAUGAAAGAAGUAGCUAACUUGCUAAAACAGCAAGACAUGACACCAAGAACAAAGAUCCUGUUUCUCCAGAGCGUGGCAUGUUGGUGUUACUUAAACCCUGUCAGUCAGAGAAGAGCCAAGCGCCUGCAAUUUAUUAAUAUUCUCAUUGAGAUUUUUUAUCAUAGAGAUGACUCCGCUGUCCAAAGUGAAACUAACAGCAGCCUCCUCAUUAAAUUUUGGGUUUGCUAUGUUCUGUCUGUCAUGACGUGCAAUAACGUGCCUUGCAUGAAUGAGCUUAAAGAACACGCCCAUCUGAAAUGUCACUUGCAAAUGUUGGCCUCUGAGAAUUGGUCUGGAUGGUCUGAGAAUUUUGCCGAGGUGCUGUAUUUCCUAAUUGGUUUUCACAGGAUUUAA